CACUCUGGCAUCAGUGGCAUGGCAGUCCACCUGGAACCCCGGCCAGCGGCGGGCUCUUUCGCCUGGAAACGGGAACCGAACACCAAACCAACCAACUCCCCCCUCCCUUCCCGUGCCCCCACUCCAAUGAUCUGCCCAGUAGCCGCCUCCACCCCGCUCCUCUGCCCCAUCCCCGCACGCCUCUCGCGCCCACUGCUCCCCGAAACAGCAGUAGGCACACGGGCCACAGGCAAUUCCCAUCCCCGUCUCCGCCCGAACGGCAGAAACCUCCGCCGGUUCCGCUCCGGCCUCUCCCCCGCCCUCGCCGCGGCCGCGCCGACGAUGGACCUUUCUCCGCGGAAGGAUCUGUACCCGCACGUCGAGCCCUACGACACCGGCCGCCUCAAGGUCUCCGACGUCCACACGAUCUACUACGAGCAAUCCGGGAACCCCGGCGGCCAUCCUGUCGUCUUCCUCCACGGCGGCCCUGGAGCUGGGACGUCGCCGGGGAACCGGAGGUUCUUCGACCCGGAGUUUUACAGGAUCGUGUUGUUCGACCAGAGAGGCGCGGGCAAGAGUACUCCUCAUGCUUGUUUAGAGGAGAACACGACCUGGGACUUGGUGUCUGACAUUGAGAAGCUCAGGGAGCAUCUGGACAUUCCGGAGUGGCAGGUGUUUGGCGGUUCGUGGGGAAGCACCUUGGCGCUUGCUUACAGCCAGACUCACCCUGACAAGGUCACUGGCAUUGUUAUAAGAGGCAUUUUCUUGCUCAGGAAAAAAGAGCUUGAUUGGUUCUAUGAGGGUGGUGCAGCAACCAUUUUCCCAGAUGCAUGGGAACCAUUUAGAGAUUUUAUUCCAGAGGACGAAAGGAAUUGUUUCAUAGCUGCAUACAGCAAAAGGUUAACUUCCUCUGAUGCUAAUCUCCAGAUUGAAGCUGCUAAGAGAUGGACAAUGUGGGAGAUGAUGACUGCACAUCUUAUUCAAAAUCAUGAGAACAUCAAACGGGGGAAUGAUGACAAGUUUUCAUUGGCAUUUGCACGGAUUGAAAACCACUACUUUGUGAAUAAGGGUUUUUUACCCUCUGAUUCACACCUACUGGACAACGUUGACAAGAUUCGGCACAUUAAAGCCUUUAUUGUACAGGGCCGGUAUGAUGUUUGCUGUCCUAUGAUGUCUGCUUGGGAUCUUCAUAAAGCUUGGCCCGAAGCUGAAUUUAAGGUGGUUCCGGAUGCAGGACAUUCGGCCAAUGAAAUUGGCGUCGCUGCUGAACUGGUAUCAGCUAACGAAAAGUUUAAAAGCAUGUUGAGAAAAUGACGAGGCAUAAAACCCACAGCACCUUCAGAAGCAUUUUCGCUCGUUUUCAUUGGGUGACCUUGUGCAAUAAGAACCGGUACACGCUAGCAGUUAAUAGCAACUUAGCACGGCCUGAUUGUAUGAGCCAAACGAUUCUCCAUUCAAUCAGAGUUUGCCAUUGCAAUUUUGUUCUAGGUUAUUUUCAAAUCUAUUUUGAGAUUA
Messenger RNA from Brachypodium distachyon (stiff brome), 1494 nucleotides. Its product is annotated as proline iminopeptidase. The record is from RefSeq and is a predicted model, not a curated record. Lineage: Eukaryota; Viridiplantae; Streptophyta; Magnoliopsida; Poales; Poaceae. Gene Ontology annotation, cellular component: cytoplasm. Bases 19 to 1293 code for a protein of 424 amino acids. The transcript is spliced from 11 exons. Gene Ontology annotation, biological process: proteolysis. Gene Ontology annotation, molecular function: aminopeptidase activity.